AUGACCAGAAACUCCAGGCCCAACAUUGUGCUGCUGAUGGCGGACGACCUGGGGGUAGGGGAUCUGUGCUGCUACGGUAAUAACACAGUGAGCACACCCAAUAUCGACCGCCUGGCAAGCGAAGGCGUGAGGCUCACCCAGCACCUGGCAGCUGCCUCCGUAUGCACCCCGAGUCGAGCUGCCUUCCUGACAGGGAGGUACCCCAUCAGAUCAGGAAUGGCGUCUCCCUACAACCUGAACCGCGGGCUCACCUGGCUUGGAGGCUCGGGCGGUCUGCCCACCAAUGAAACGACCUUUGCCAAGCUGCUGCAGCACUACGGCUACCGCACGGGCCUCAUAGGCAAAUGGCACCAGGGUUUGAGCUGUGCCUCUCGGAAUGAUCACUGCUACCACCCCCUCAACCAUGGGUUCGACUAUUUCUACGGGCUGCCCUUUGGCCUCCUAAGCGAUUGCCAGGCCUCCAGGACGCCGGAGCUCCACCGCUGGCUCCGGAUCAAACUUUGGAUCUCCACGGCCGUGCUCAGCCUCGUCCCCCUGCUGCUCCUCAUCCCCAAGUACGCCCGCUGGUUCGUGGUUCCGUGGAAGGUCAUCCUCACCUUCGCUCUCCUCGCCUUUCUGUUUUUCAUUUCCUGGUACUCCAGUUACGGGUUUACUCGGCGUUGGAACUGCAUUCUUAUGAGAAACCAUGAAAUCAUCCAGCAGCCAAUGCGGGAGGAAAGAGUGGCUUCACUCAUGCUGAAGGAGGCCCUUGCCUUUAUCGACAGGUACAAACGCGGCCCCUUCCUGCUCUUUGUGUCUUUCCUGCACGUCCACACUCCGCUGAUCACCAAAGACAAGUUUGUGGGGCACAGCAAGUAUGGUCUCUACGGGGAUAACGUCGAAGAAAUGGAUUGGAUGGUGGGUAAGAUCCUGGAGACCCUGGACCAGGAGCGCCUGACCAAUCACACACUGGUGUACUUUACCUCAGACAACGGGGGUCGCCUGGAGGUGCAAGAAGGCGAGGUCCAGCUGGGUGGCUCCAACGGCAUCUACAAAGGUGGGCAAGGGAUGGGCGGAUGGGAAGGCGGCAUUCGUGUCCCAGGAAUAUUCCGGUGGCCGACAGUCCUGCAGGCUGGGAAAGUGAUUAACGAACCCACGAGCCUAAUGGACAUUUACCCAACACUGUCUUACAUAGGCGGAGGGAUGUUGCCCCAGGACAGAGUCAUCGAUGGCCGGAACCUAAUGCCCCUGCUGGAAGGCAGAGUGUCCCACUCGGACCAUGAGUUCCUCUUCCACUACUGUGGGGUCUACCUUCAUACAGCCAGGUGGCAUCAGAAGGACUGUGCAACCGUGUGGAAGGCCCAUUACGUGACUCCCAAAUUCUCCCCCGAUGGAGCUGGCGCCUGCUAUGGAAGCGGAAUAUGUCCGUGUUCUGGAGAUGUCACCUACCACGACCCUCCGCUGCUCUUUGACGUCUCAAGAGACCCUUCUGAGACCCGACCCCUAAACCCUGACAAUGAAGCAUUAUUUGACUCAGUGGUCAAGAAAAUCGAGGCGGCCAUAAAAGAGCAUCGCAGGACACUCACACCUGUCCCACAGCAGUUCUCAGUGUUCAACACCCUUUGGAAACCAUGGCUGCAGCCCUGCUGUGGGACUUUCCCCUUUUGUGGGUGUGAUAAAGAAGAUGACAUCCUAUCCACUGCUUGGUGA
Molecule: messenger RNA, 1689 nt
Organism: Canis lupus familiaris (dog)
Lineage: Eukaryota; Metazoa; Chordata; Mammalia; Carnivora; Canidae
Gene: ARSH
Product: arylsulfatase family member H
Molecular function (GO): arylsulfatase activity
Source: RefSeq, marked provisional